Messenger RNA from Xiphophorus hellerii (green swordtail), 3170 nucleotides. RefSeq names its product casc3 exon junction complex subunit (gene casc3). The transcript is spliced from 12 exons. NCBI's taxonomy places the organism in Eukaryota, Metazoa, Chordata, Actinopteri, Cyprinodontiformes, Poeciliidae. Gene Ontology annotation, cellular component: exon-exon junction complex. The coding region runs from base 26 to 2332 and encodes 768 amino acids. The record is from RefSeq and is a predicted model, not a curated record. Gene Ontology annotation, molecular function: mRNA binding. Gene Ontology annotation, biological process: mRNA processing.
CGCUUCCAGCCAUUCCAUUUCUAAGAUGGCGGACCGGCGGCGGAGGAGGAGGCGCGCGUCUCAGGACAGCGAGGACGACGACGAGUCCGGCUCGGGUUCGGACAGUGGGAGGUCCGGUUCUCCAGCGACAAAGGCCCGAGGCCGAGAACCCGUUCCGGUUGAGGCGCCAGUGAGCCGGUCCGAGGCGAAAAGCGAAGUUGAGUCCGAGUGUGAGAGUGAAGACGGAGCAGGAGAAGCCGUCCUCUCGGAUUACGACAGCGCCGAUCCGGAGGAGAACGCUUCCCACUCAGAGGGAGGAGAGGAGGAAGAGGAGGGUUUCAGCGAGGAAGAGGCUCCAGCAGCAGCCAGCGAACCCAAACCCGCUGCUGCUGAUGGACCCACACAGGAUGAUGGAGAGGAGAAGGAUAAGGAGGAAGAAGAGGAACAAGAGGAGGAGGAGGAGGAGGAAGAGGCAGGAGGGUCCAGUAAGGAGGAGAGCAAAGCAGAGGAGAAGGGAAACCUGGCAGGAGAGAGGCAGAGCGGAGAUGGACAGGAGUCCACCGACGACCCGGAGACGAAGCCUGGUCAGCAGCUGGACGACGACGAAGACCGGAAGAACCCGGCUUACAUUCCCAGGAAGGGUUUGUUCUUCGAGCACGACGUCCGCGGACAGACUCAGGAAGAGGAGAGGCCUAAAGGUCGGAACAGGAAGUUAUGGAAGGACGAGGGCCGCUGGGAGCACGACAAGUUCAGGGAGGAAGAGCAGGCGCCCAAGAGCCGCGAGGAGCUCAUCGCCAUCUACGGCUACGACAUCCGGAACGGCGGCGGCAGCGGCCCUGGAGACCGGGCGUACAGGCAGCGCAGACCCAGGCAGAGUUCUCCUCCCGGCAGAGACAAGCGGUGGAGAGACGGGCAGAGACCGGCCCGGACCUGGCAGAACCGAGGAGGAGUACCACCUCCACCUUCAUCUGUCCCUCCACCCUCCUCUUCCUCAGCGUUUCCUCCCCUCUCUGCUGCUCAGCGGAGCAACAACUCCUCCAGGCCGCCGCCCUCCCGCAGCAGACCCCCUCACUACAGCCAAGUGCACCCGUUGUCUCAGUCAGAGUACAGGAACAAUGAAUCCAACGCACCUCAGGUUCAUCCCAGAGAGCGGCACGCCCCAAAAACUCAACUGGACCCGUCGGGAGACAGAGGCGGGGCCGGUAGAAGUGGACGGGGCCACGGAGGAAGAGGAGGCUCCUCUGUGGUCAUUGAGGAGGUUUCAGACGGCCAAUCAGGCGCAGCGGAGGAGGAUUCGAGGUCAGACUCUGCAGCGACGGCUGCAGCAAGGCAGCCGGGCGGGUAUCAGUCACCGAGACGACAGCAUCAGGAACAAAGAGGCAGCGGGGACAGAGCUGCCUCCGGAUUGGCUGCCUCCACCUCUGACCCCGCCCUCCAGUCUUCAGCAGCCAAUCGGGAAGCCUCUCCACCGGCUGAGCGCCCCGUUGAACGUAAAUCGUACUCUCUGGCCCGCAGGACUCGCUCGCGGCCGUCAGACCUCGGCAGCAAGCAGGCCUCAGUGGAGGAGUCAGCAGCGGGGGGAAACAGCUCCUCACCCAGCAGCGGAGGGGGCAAGGGCUGGACGGGGGGCAGUGAUGGGGGAAGUCAGACAGCAGCGGGCGGGGGAGGGGUCGCCGAGCUGGACCAGGAAGUGGCCCGGCUCAAUCUGGUCCGACAGACCUGGAGUCAGAGUCCAACGUCGUACGUACGCUCCGAGAUGAGAGGUCUUCCUAACCCCAUCCACAUGGCCAGUGGGCCGCCUCAGUACUCCAACAUGGAGGAGAUGGGCGUGGGCUCCAACCGGGCCAAGCGUUACUCCUCCCAGCGUCAGAGAGCCGUUCCAGAACCGGCCCCGCCCAUGCACCUGGGAGUGAUGGAGACUGGACACUACUACGAGCCCAUGUCGUACCAGGGACCAAUCUACACCCACGGAGAAGGCCCCGCCCCCAUCCCGCCCCAGGGCAUGCUGGUCCAGCCAGAGAUGCACAUCCCUCAUCCUGGUCUCCAUCCCCACCAAUCAGGAGGCCCCAUCGCUAACCCCGCCCUCUACGGAGGCCCACCUGUCUCCCUGUCACCGGGGCAACCACAGCAGCUGCUGCCUCCUCCGUUCUACCCUCCUCCUGGGGUCAUGACCUUCCCCUACCCUGCCAUGUAUCCAAGCCCACAGGGUCAGACCCAGGUGACGUACGGCGGCGUCACGUACUACGACACCAUGCAGCAGCAGGCUCAGCCCAAACCGUCGCCCCCCCGCCGCACCUCUCAGCCCGUCACCGUCAAACCCCCCCCUCCAGAGGUUCCCUACGCCUCAGAGUGACUCCGCCCUCAUCUCCUUCCCCGCCUCAGGCUCCGCCCCCACCCUGACCUCAGAGCUGCAGGAGCAGGGUGGGAGGAGCAGUGAGGCCCAAUCAGACGACACCGUGAGGGGGCGGAGGGCAGGACGAGACGGACUCUUCUGGAUCAGAACUUUCCUUUAUUCCCUUUUCAGUCACUCUGACGGACAGACGGAUGGAGCGGACCCGCUAACGACUUCAUGUCCUGUUUGUCUGAAUCUACUCCAACGGUUAUAGCUCUACAGGAUCUGUUAGCCAGAACUGGAUCGGGUCGACUGCCCCGGUUCUGUUCGGAUCACAUAUUUCAGAUGCAGAUAUUUUAUGACAUAAUAAAUCUUUCCCGGUAAACGGCGACGUUAUAAACCUAAAAGCGCAGAUUUUGAGACCUGCCUCUGUUGGCGCCACCUGGUGUUGCUUAGUGUUGCUGUAAAUAGAAGCUAACUGUAAAUAAAAUCUGGAAGAGAUUAAAUAGAUCCGUGAACUUAUUGUAAUCAGAGCUGAGUCGUCGGCAGGGACCUGAAUGUUAACGGUGGAGUUAAUAGAGAGAGAAAUAGUUUAUGUCUUCCUUUUAUUAAACCUUUCAUUUUCAUACUGUUUUACUUUUUUAUUAUUAUUUGCAGUAGGCGACCAUCUGCUCUGAUUUUUGUUUUCAUGUUCGGACCAGAGCGUAGCAGAACCCCAGACGGACCCAUUAUUAACUGAAUUUUACGGUUUCCUGGAGAAAAAUUUCCUUUUUAUUUUUUUUUGCUCAUCUCUUUCUGCUCAGUUCUCUGGAACGUUUUUGGUUUGUUGUCAGAUUAAAGUUUCUGAUUCUGUCCUGAA